Manihot esculenta (cassava) is the source of this 2929-nucleotide messenger RNA. RefSeq lists its product as uncharacterized. The coding region runs from base 109 to 2619 and encodes 836 amino acids. Lineage: Eukaryota; Viridiplantae; Streptophyta; Magnoliopsida; Malpighiales; Euphorbiaceae. The transcript is spliced from 5 exons. Gene Ontology annotation, molecular function: DNA binding. The record is from RefSeq and is a predicted model, not a curated record.
UGGCAAUCGCACGCUUUACUACGCCCUCCUCUUGGAAAUUCCACCUCGGCGGUUCGGCCUCAGUAGUCGUCCUAGUCACCAACCACCACCACCGCUGGCACCAACAAAAUGACCACUUCCACCACCGUGCAACCGCCAGGUCUAGCUGUGGACAUCCUACCAUUCGUAGACAUGACAACGCUCUCCCAAUCAGAGCUCCGCACCCUCUCCCGCUGUUCUUCUUCCUUCUUCGAACCCCGCCGCACUGACGACACCAGAACAAUCACCAUAGACCCCGCAAGCUUCAAUGAGAGUGCUGGCUCACGCCGCCAAACCUACUCCCGCCUUUCAUCCCACCACCAUCACCAUCGACACCGCCUGGCUGGUCUUCUUCCCAAAACCCCUAAUCCGCCUAGCCCUACUCCUCUUCCCUCCAACGAUCCAUCCACUGACACGGACCACCUUGAAAAUCACUCCAUCAUUGGUUUCCUCAAACAAUUCCUUUCCACACACCCCGAAUUUCAGCAAUUGGAUUUAGUAGAUUUCGAUAGUUUUAGCCAUCUGAACGAUGCUAUAAAUUUCAAUUCUAAUCCACCACCACUAGCGGCAGUAGUAGAAGCGCCUGUUGUGAAUGGGAACUUCGUAAUUGGGGAAAGGAAGAGGAAAAGAGGAAGGAAGCCAAAAGUGAAAGUAUUAAGUGAGAGGGCAAUGGGGGCAGAGAUUGUGAACAAGAAUGGGGUUGUGGUGGAUUUGGUGGGGUUGUCGAGUUUGGAGGAGCCAUUCAUGGAGGAAUUGAGGAGGAGAACGGAAGGGAUGGACAAAGAGGAGGAGUUGUUGGGAUUUUUAAGGGACAUUGGAGGCCAGUGGUGUAGCAGAAGAAGGAAGAGGAGGAUUGUAGAUGCUAGCGAGUUUGGUGACAUCUUGCCUGUAGAUUGGAAGCUCCUACUAGGGCUCAAAAGGAAAGAAGGCCGUACUUGGGUUUAUUGCCGCAGAUACAUAAGCCCUGGUGGACAACAAUUUGUAUCCUGUAAGGAAGUUGCUGCAUACUUGCAAUCAAUUUUUGGAUCUUAUGAUGCUAGACCAUUGAAGGAUCAUGCAGGUGACAUUAUACAGCAGGUCCACAGACUAGCCUCUGAAAGUCAGCAUGCAGGUGCAAACAAGAAGGAUGAAGAUCAGAGCCAAGCUAGUGAACGCGAGAAGGCUGUCGCCUUGCUGGGAAUUGACAAUUUGGAGUUGGCAGAGGUUCAAAUACAUGAUCUUUUUGAAUGCCACAAAUGUAACAUGACAUUUGAUGAAAAGGAUACAUAUUUACAGCACCUUUUGUCAUUUCACCAAAGGACUACAAGGAGGUAUAGACUUGGUUCUUCUGUUGGUGAUGGUGUAAUAGUGAAAGAUGGAAAAUAUGAAUGCCAGUUUUGCCAUAAGGUAUUUCAUGAAAGGCGACGGUAUAAUGGUCAUGUAGGAAUCCAUGUGAGGAAUUAUGUGAGGGGGAUAGAAGAAUCACCUAUUAGCAGGAUGGCUUUGCAAAAGAGAAGCGACUCUCCAAACAAAGAUGAAUUGCCUACAAGAAUCUCCAAAAUGGAUGCUUUGAUUGAAAUAGCUCAGAAUUCCAUUCGUGAAACAUCUUCUUCUGGUCCUAAUGGUGAAUCCAAUGGUGGUUUUACUUCUAAUAAACAGAAUCUGGUUCCUAAUGCAGAACUUCUAGCUUCAGUUUCUGAUCAUGAAUUGAAAUCUGAUUCUUCUCUCAGUGAACCAGAAAUAGAAUGUGAAUAUCAGGAAUUGGAGUUAAGUCAGAAAAAAAGUGAUCAUAUGAUUGAUGAUGUUAGCAAUGUCCUAGAUGUUGAGAUAGACUCUUUGUUUGCUAAUGAGCAACAUAGUAAAGCGCUUGCUGGAACAGAUCGUCUGGCAGCGUUCACUGAUGUAAUUGAUAGUUCUUUCAUUGAGCAGGAAAGAGGUUCUGAACAUUGCUCCCUUGUGCCGGUGAGUGAUCAGAAAAUUUGUAGCAUUGAGAAUAAUGUCAAUUUGGUUGGCACAGACAAACAAGACAAUCAUAAGACUGACAAAGUGGAUAAAAUGGGUAGUAUAGAGGUCGAAAUUGGCUUUGUAAGCAAUAAGAGGGAGGCAGAUGUUACUAGUAUACAAGAAAAUGUACAGGAAUCUUUCAAAGAAGAUGAGCUUCAGCAUGGGGUUCCAGAACCACCUGUAUCCCUAUUGCAACCAUCCGAUGGUUUUUCAGUGCCCAAUGUGAGCUUGGAUAAGGGAGCGACCGAAUUUAGUAUGAUAGACCAGGGGCAUCAGAAAAUAGCAGGAUUUGAGGAGUUGAAAUUGGAGGAAAUUGAAGAACUAAAGUAUAGUUCUGGGACCGGGCAACUACCUAUUUCUCUGCCAGAGGUACCAAUAAAUAUGGAAAAUAAUACUGAGAUGGAAGGGUCAUAUGAUGCCUCAGUUAAGUUUGAACCAAAGAUUGUAGAUACAGCUGGUGGACAACAGCUUAUGACUGUUUGUGUAUGGUGUGGAGUUGAGUUCAGCCAUGAGGCUGUAGAUACUGAAAUGCAAUCAGAUUCAGUUGGUUAUAUGUGUCCAACCUGCAAGGCAAGAAUUUCUGGGCAACUAAAUGUGUUGGGUGGUGAUUGCUCAUGAAUUCUUCAGGUUGCUGAUCGUUUUGCAGACUGUUAAUAUGUGUACCCAUUUUACAUUGGCAGCUGAAGCUGAUGGAAGAUGUUUGUAGCGGCCAAGAACUGCUGAAAUUUUGCAGCAAGAAAGUUGACCAAUUGUAUUUUUAUAAGAAUGAGCAUGUAAGUACGUCCUUGCUGGUGAUAACUUCUUAAUUGUUGGGUUGAUGGAUAUUUCAUCAUUGUAUCUGUAGAGACAGACAGUGAGGCUAGUUCGAUGUGCACGGUUAUGUAUCAAAAUACGUUUGCAGUCUUUACUGAGCAGUUUCCUUUUCUUU